CUAGGAAUAUAUGAGCCUGUAAUUGCGUAAUCCCUCUGGUAGACCCAUCGAAAACCUCUUUUGAUCCGUUUCCUCAGAAUUUUCACCCAGAUCCCAAUUUCUCGCUUCUGAUCGUCUCCGUUCUCUGAAAUGGCUUCUAAUGGGAGAUCUGCGGAGGCAGGAAAUGCAGAGAGCAGCUUGGAGAAGAUCAAGCGACAGCUGACGUCAGGGUCGGGGAAAUAUUUGCUUCAGGGUCCUCUUUUGAAACGAUCAGAGACGCUAAGGAAAUGGAAUGAGCGUUGGGUGAUUCUAGAUCCAACUACAGGAAAAAUGGAGUACAAAAUUCGGAGAAAUGAACCAGGUAUUAAAGGAACCAUCAUGUUUGAUUCAAACAGCGUUAUCACAAAUUCACCAAUAAACUUCCAUGGUUUGCCAAAAUAUGAUGGCUGCUGUUUUUGUAUCCAUAAUCAUAGUCUAUGUUAUUUCUAUGAGUCAGUUUUUGUUCUUAUUUGGACUUUUAGACAAAAUAUCCAGUUCUUUCUUGUUGAAGGUAGUGAAACAUAUCGAGUUCCUCAACUGCUCCUGACCCUUUGGUGUACCUACGCACUACUCCGCUGCUCCCAUCCUGCGGUUUAA
This is a messenger RNA of Zingiber officinale, 615 nucleotides long. RefSeq lists its product as uncharacterized. Bases 130 to 615 code for a protein of 161 amino acids. Gene Ontology annotation, biological process: retrograde transport, endosome to Golgi; endosome organization; receptor recycling. Gene Ontology annotation, cellular component: trans-Golgi network; recycling endosome; early endosome. The record is from RefSeq and is a predicted model, not a curated record. NCBI's taxonomy places the organism in Eukaryota, Viridiplantae, Streptophyta, Magnoliopsida, Zingiberales, Zingiberaceae. The transcript has 5 exons.